Messenger RNA from Triticum turgidum subsp. durum (durum wheat), 639 nucleotides. NCBI's taxonomy places the organism in Eukaryota, Viridiplantae, Streptophyta, Magnoliopsida, Poales, Poaceae. The record is from the annotation of a GenBank genome assembly.
AUGGCGAGCGACGGCGCGGUGGCCACGCCGGCGAAGGUGACCCCGAAGAAGGCCAACCUCCUCGACCCCCACUCCAUCAAACACCUCCUCGACGAGACCGUCGCCGAGGUCGUGAAGGGCAAGGGCUAUGUGGAGAACACGCGGCUGGGCAACUGGAAGCUCCUGAUCGGGACGGCCGUGAUAGCCAUCGCGCUCCUCGCGCAGUUCUACCCGAAGAAGUUCCCGCAGAACCGCGAGUUCCUUCUCGAUCUGAUUUUUUGUUGGGAAUUGUUUGGAAUUUGUUGUUUGUUACUGUUGGUCCUUGACUUCAUGGUGGAUACGUAUGUGGUGAUGAAUGUGGUGCUGCUGAUCCUUAGCUACACCAAGGAGAAGGAUGCCAUCAUCUUCACCCACCCUCCUGCUGGUUCUUUCAAUAACACUGGCCUUGUUAUAUCUUCAAAGUUACCAAGAUUCUCGGACAUGUACAAUCUUUCAAUAGCCAGCGCAGAUCCAGAGUCUAUCUCUGCUCACAAGCCCGUCCACUUCACUAAGAGUGUUACAAAAUGGUUUACAAAGGAAGGUGUUCUUGUGGAGGGCCUGUUCUGGAAGGAUGUUGAGAGACUCAUUGAUGACUACAACAACGAGCGCAAGAGCAAAUGA